AUGGAACUCCAGAAAAUUCCCAACGGUCACCAUGAUCUUGUCCCCGAAAAAAAUGCACUUGAAGACGGAUUUGAUGCCCUGGAGAACAUGGCAGAGGGAGAUACAUUCCUCCCUCACAAGACCGAUGGAAAAACGCAGGCCCAGUUUACGGACUUUGAGGGGAAGACGUCAUUUGGAAUGUCCGUUUUUAACCUCAGCAAUGCCAUCAUGGGCAGUGGAAUUCUGGGACUGGCGUACGCCAUGGCCAACACUGGCAUCAUCACCUUCCUAAUCCUGCUGGUGUUCAUUGCUAUUUUGUCAGCCUACUCCAUUCACUUGCUCUUGAAAUGUGCAGGAGUGGUUGGAAUCCGAGCAUAUGAACAGUUGGGAUUUCGUGCAUUUGGGACACCAGGAAAAAUCAUAGCGGCCUGCAUUAUAGCCACACACAACAUCGGAGCAAUGUCGAGCUACCUGUUCAUUGUGAAGACUGAGCUGCCAACUGUUAUACAAGGCCUGUUACCACAUGGGGACACAUCAAUAUCGUGGUAUAUGAAAGGAGAAUACCUCAUUAUCAUGGUUAGCAUCGCCAUCAUCCUUCCUCUCGCACUCAUGAGACGGCUCGGUUAUCUGGGCUACACCAGCAGUUUCUCUCUCACAUGCAUGGUGUUCUUUCUUAUCUCUGUCAUCUACAAGAAAUUUGUCACCAGUUGUCCAUUUGAAAACAUGGAUUCCGCCAUCACACAUUCUGAUCAUAUGCAUGAAAACAUAACAAAUGGGACCUGUGAGGCAAAGUUAUUCACCAUGAAUCAGAAGUCGGCGUAUACCAUACCAAUUCUGGCUUUUGCCUUUGUGUGUCAUCCAGAGGUGCUUCCUAUUUAUACAGAGCUCAGGAGACCAACACAGAAGCGCAUGCAGACCGUUGCCAACAUCUCCAUUCUGGCCAUGUUUGUCAUGUACCUGCUAACGGCUUUGUUUGGCUACCUCACCUUUUAUGACAGCGUGAACGAUGAGCUUCUUCACACGUAUGAUAAAUUUGACACACUGAUUUUGUGUGUACGCUUCGCCGUUCUGGUGGCUGUCACUCUCACUGUUCCUGUGGUCCUUUUCCCGAUCCGCAGAGCUGUCCAGCAGCUUCUGUUUCCUGAUAAACCCUUCCAGUGGACAAGGCACAUCGCCAUCGCUGUCUGCCUGCUAAUCAUUGUCAAUGUGCUUGUCAUCCUUGUACCCAACAUUAAAGACAUCUUCGGUGUCAUUGGUGCAACAACUGCUCCCAGUCUCAUCUUCAUCCUCCCUGGAACAUUCUACCUCCGAAUUGUCCCUGAGGAGCAAGAGGGUCUCAAAUCUCGACCAAAGAUCCAGGCGGCUGCAUUUGCUGGUUUGGGCUUUAUCUUCAUGCUGAUGAGUCUGUCACUCAUCGCCCUGGACUGGGCAACUGGAGAGGGAAAAAUGAAAGGCGGGCACUAA
Messenger RNA from Chanos chanos (milkfish), 1443 nucleotides. Its product is annotated as sodium-coupled neutral amino acid transporter 5-like. Gene Ontology annotation, molecular function: L-glutamine transmembrane transporter activity; glycine transmembrane transporter activity. Gene Ontology annotation, biological process: glycine transport; L-histidine transmembrane transport; L-glutamine transport. Gene Ontology annotation, cellular component: plasma membrane. The coding region runs from base 1 to 1443 and encodes 480 amino acids. Lineage: Eukaryota; Metazoa; Chordata; Actinopteri; Gonorynchiformes; Chanidae. The record is from RefSeq and is a predicted model, not a curated record. The transcript has 15 exons.